UAAGACCCUCACAAGAAGACUCAUCCCAGCUUUGAAGUUAAUUCAGUUCCCAGCACUAGAACAAUUAAUCUUCUCCUUGUCCUUAUACCCAACUUUUGGAGAAAAUGUCUUCCAGUUGUAGCUGUGGUAGUGACUGCAAGUGCGGCAGUGGCUGCAAAUGUGGGAUGCACGUGGACUUGGGUUACUCAGAGACCACUUCCAUUGAUACCAUCAUUGCUGGGAUUGCACCAAUGAAGAUGUCCUUUGAGGGGUCUGAGAUGAACUAUGGAGCAGAGAAUGACUGCAAGUGUGGCUCAAACUGCAGCUGCAGCUCAUGCAGCUGCAACAAAUGAUCAAAGCAAGCCAAGGUUAAAGCUCAAGAAAAGCUGUCAUGCACGAGGUCUCUAUAAAUAAGGACUGUAAAAGUUGAAUUGUCCAGUUGGGUUUUAGAACUUAUGUUGUAAAAUAAGAUUGCCAUUUGACCUGCAAAUCCAUGAUCUCCUACUCCAGCUAGGGUUUGGGAUUUGAAGGUUUGCAAAUGAGAGAUCAAACUGUAGUUAAUACUUAAUAUGAACAGCUGAGAGCUCCAAUAUGUUGUUACUAUCCAUUAAUUUAUUAAAGCACAAAGUUUUCAGUA
This is a messenger RNA of Pyrus x bretschneideri (Chinese white pear), 616 nucleotides long. RefSeq names its product metallothionein-like protein type 2. Bases 105 to 332 code for a protein of 75 amino acids. The record is from RefSeq and is a predicted model, not a curated record. Gene Ontology annotation, molecular function: metal ion binding. NCBI's taxonomy places the organism in Eukaryota, Viridiplantae, Streptophyta, Magnoliopsida, Rosales, Rosaceae. The transcript is spliced from 3 exons.